GUGUCUGCUUUAUAUUUGGGCGAUAGUACAAGGAAGUGAUUCAGUUUGCUCCUUCAAUCUUUCGUGGUUCACAACGGUUUUUGAUCUGCACUUUCAAUUCGGGCGUCUUUUAUGAAUAAUCAAAAGCAGCAGAAGCCAACGCUUACCGGCCAGCGUUUUAAAACUAGGAAAAGAGAUGAAAAGGAGAGAUUUGACCCUACCCAGUUUCAGGAAAGCAUUGUACAAGGCCUAAAUCAAUCUGGCACUGAUUUGGAAGCUGUUGCAAAAUUCCUUGAUGCCUCUGGUGCCAAGCUCGACUACCGUCGUUAUGCCGAGACACUCUUUGACAUCCUGGUGGCUGGCGGAAUGCUGGCCCCAGGAGGAACCUUGUCCGAUGACAUGACUCGCACGGAAUUCUGUGUCUUUACUGCACAAGAAGACCUGGAGACCAUGCAAGCCUAUGCCCAGGUUUUUAACAAGCUGAUCCGGCGUUACAAGUACCUGGAGAAAGGGUUCGAAGAGGAGAUGAAGAAGUUGUUGCUGUUUUUAAAGGGGUUCACAGAGUCUGAGCGCAACAAGCUUGCAAUGCUGACUGGCAUUCUCUUGGCCAAUGGGAACAUAUCAGCUUUGAUUUUAAGCAGCCUCUUCAAUGAGAACCUGGUCAAAGAGGGUGUGUCUGCGGCCUUUGCGGUGAAACUGUUUAAAGCAUGGAUUAAUGAGAGGGACAUCAACGUUGUGGCUGGCAGUCUGAGGAAGGUUGGCAUGGACAAUCGGCUGAUGGAGUUGUUCCCAGCCAACAAGCGGAGCUGUGAGCACUUUUCAAAGUAUUUCAACGAUGCCGGGCUGACUGAGCUGUCUGACUUCGCUCGCAACCAGCAGAGCAUUGGGGCCCGCAAGGAAAUGCAGAAGGAGCUACAGGAGCAGAUGUCUCGUGGCGAGCCAAUCAGAGAGAUCAUUGCUUAUAUUCGGGAGGAGAUAAAGAAGACCAGCAUAACUGAGCAGAGCAUGAUCAGCAUCAUCUGGACCUGUGUGAUGAGCUGUGUGGAGUGGAACAAGAAGGAGGAGCUGGUCACUGAACAAGCCAUCAAACACUUGAAGCAAUACAGUCCACUGCUGAAAUCCUUCACCUCCCAAGGCCUAUCUGAGCUGACUCUUCUGCAUAAGAUUCAGGAGUACUGCUAUGACAAUAUCCAUUUCAUGAAGGCCUUCCAGAAGAUUGUGGUGCUGCUUUACAAAGCGGAUGUGUUGAGUGAGGAGGCCAUUCUGAAAUGGUACAGCGAGGCUCAUGUUGCCAAAGGGAAGAGCGUUUUCCUCGAGCAGAUGAAGAAAUUUGUGGAGUGGCUGAAAAAUGCAGAGGAAGAAACCGAGUCUGAGGAGGAGGAAGCAGACUGAACUACAAGCCUUGAAAUAUUUUAAAAUAAAGUAGCAUCAGAAGCUGUAGAAUGUUUUGUUGCAUAAGUGCGUGUAUUUCUAGUUUUCCUUAGUUUUUUUUUUUUUAUAUCUACCUCCUGUAUUCUCAAAACUGUAAUGUCCUAGAUGUAAAUUAAGGGCUUUGUAACAUUGGGUCAUGUUUUCUUUUUUUCUUUUUCUUUCUCUUUAACUAAUAAACGUUUAUACUUCAUAUAGUGGACAUCACUAACACAGCUUACUAUCUUUUUAAAUAUGGUGACAAAUUGACACUUUUUAAAAACACGGACCUCUAUUUAUUUUAUUGGAACCCUUCUCUACAUUCUAUUAGUUUUGGAGAAAUAGAAGUUAAAUUGUUAAACACCUUGCCAUACUUUAUUUGGAAGACCAAUAAUUUUUUUAUCACCCAUUGGUGCAUUUAUUAUGGUUGUUGCUGUUCUUGUGGCCAAAUUAUGCCCAGGUUUGUUUCCUGGUUUUUAUUACUGAUCUUUGUAAUUGACCACAGUGGAAAUGCCUUUGACAGUCACAUGAUGUUCAUCAAUGUGCCAGCCUCAAGAUUCAGAAAUCCCCCCCCCACCCUUGAUAUCAAUUAACUUUUUAAAAAUAAAGAACAUGAAAUACAUUGUG
Molecule: messenger RNA, 2013 nt
Organism: Sardina pilchardus (European sardine)
Lineage: Eukaryota; Metazoa; Chordata; Actinopteri; Clupeiformes; Clupeidae
Product: eIF5-mimic protein 2-A-like
Exons: 12
Coding region: 112-1371 (419 amino acids)
Cellular component (GO): membrane; cytoplasm
Molecular function (GO): protein binding
Source: RefSeq, a predicted model, not a curated record